This is a messenger RNA of Rhinocladiella mackenziei CBS 650.93, 1143 nucleotides long. RefSeq lists its product as uncharacterized. The transcript has 2 exons. The record is from RefSeq and is a predicted model, not a curated record. Lineage: Eukaryota; Fungi; Ascomycota; Eurotiomycetes; Chaetothyriales; Herpotrichiellaceae. Bases 1 to 1143 code for a protein of 380 amino acids.
AUGAACGUUGUGGACGUAGGCGAAGUCAUUCACAUGUGUUUGAAGGACGAUCUGCACAUGAAUGCCCUCAUGGCCGCAGUCACGAUGAGGAUGCAGAUUGUCCACAAUGCCGGACCGGGAACACGUCAGUUCACAGCCCAGCAGCAUGCAGCAAAGGCCAUCGCAGGUCUUAGAAAACGUCUGAAGGAUGGUAACAGGCGGACAGACGAUCACGCACUAGACAUGCUCUUUCUCGCUGCUUAUGAACUAUAUUGCUUCAACGUCGAAGGCACACGAGCACAUCUUCAAGCAUUGAAGUCCAUGAAAGCCGAAAGAUUUCUCAACCCUCACAUCCGGACGUUGUUCCGCAAUAUCGACCACUUCACAGCCACGGCAUCUCUUUCAAAGCCAACCUUGCCGAUCACGUGGCAAGAGCACCAAGCGCCCUUCAAGGCAAUUGAGACCAGACUCGCUUCCGAGCAGCCAUUAGGCACGUUUGUCGGUUCGGCCUUCUUCUUGCACACGGACAUUCUAGACCUUACUACCCUUGAGAUCAUCCAAGACAUCAUAGCCUGCGCCGAAGCUGCUGAAUCAUGUCGAGAAAGGCUCACAAAUGCUCAUCGUGGAAUGAAGUCAAAAGCUCGCAUUCCACCUGGUCUGUCAGAUGCCCGAAGACCAGGGCUCAAGUGUCGAAGUCACGACCAAAGAAUGCCGCAUUAUUGCCAUCCUCCGGUUGGAAUGAUGAGUUCGGCCGACAAACCUGAAGGAAGUGAAGAUGCGAGAAAGAUGAACGACUUUGAAACCACCAGUCGAAGCAACGCCUAUUGGGAACUUAUCCUUGGGAUCUGUGCCGUGGGGAUUGUCUGUGCUGUCGACGCCGAUGAUACAGAAUGGUGUGCUUGGACAUUCAUGAGGAUUGCUAAACCAUUGGGGAUCACCACGUACGCAGAUCUGUGCGAAUGCCUAUGCCGGUAUCUUUGGCUGGACAAUUUUGAGGUUGUUGAUUCUUAUGUGAUGGCGAAUUUAUUCAAUCCCAAAACCCAAUCGAUGGCUUUACGAACAGUGAUUGGACGGGCCUAUGUGACAAAAUAUGUGCAACGCGAGAAGAAGAGCUUGACCAGAAUCACCAAUCGGUCCAGCAAUUGCUACAGACCGGGCGCCUGA